CUUAUCAACAUGACCGGACGUAAGUUAAUAAUCCUCAUCUAGGGCAGAGACGCGUCUUCCCUUCCAAACAGCAAAAGCAGCUCACUAACAUUCACCCAUAACAGGCGGCAAAGGAGGCAAGGGUCUCGGAAAGGGUGGAGCCAAGCGCCAUCGCAAGAUUCUACGAGACAACAUCCAGGGUAUCACCAAGCCCGCUAUCCGUCGUCUUGCCCGCCGUGGCGGUGUCAAGCGUAUCUCCGCCAUGAUCUACGAAGAGACCCGUGGUGUCCUCAAAUCCUUCCUCGAAGGUGUCAUCCGCGAUGCUGUCACAUAUACUGAGCACGCCAAGAGAAAGACCGUCACAUCGCUGGAUGUUGUCUAUGCCCUCAAGAGACAAGGACGUACUCUCUACGGUUUCGGUGGUUAAAUUUGCAUAAAAAUACACAUCCUCAUAUACCUCUUCCUUUAACGAUCCGCCUUCCCUUAUCUACGAUAUUGGCUUUCGUGGUGUUACGUUUUUUUAUUAUUGCGGUUAUUCAUGGGUUUAUUCGUCGGGUUUCUAAUUAUUUUAUUUUUUCAUGCCCUGUCAUCUCUUUCUUGUUUUAUCUGGGCGGGCUGGUGGUCGAUGUAUAUAUAUCAGUGGUGGUUUACCCCCUUACUUGCGGUCCUGCCCUCCAGCGUAAUUCAUUGUCUCUCCGCCCGUUGCCAUCCACAGGCGUCCUUAUCGUAG
This is a messenger RNA of Histoplasma capsulatum G186AR, 709 nucleotides long. RefSeq names its product histone H4. NCBI's taxonomy places the organism in Eukaryota, Fungi, Ascomycota, Eurotiomycetes, Onygenales, Ajellomycetaceae. The record is from RefSeq and is a predicted model, not a curated record. The coding region runs from base 518 to 709 and encodes 63 amino acids. The transcript is spliced from 2 exons.